AUGAAGCGAGUCGUAGUAGUGCUAUUUAUUUUGUGUAGCACAUCAUAUUGUGACAAAUUACCAAAAAAAAAAAUAAAUCAUAAUGACAGAAAUAUGAAAGGGCAUGAGGAACAGCGUAGUAUUUUUGGAAAUUUGCAUGAUGGUUGGAGCGAUAAUAAUGCGCCAAGUUCACUAAAAACAACUAAAGGCGGCUCAUUAUUCAAUUUUGGACUGCCAAAUUUUGGUUCAAUUCCAACUCCAGGCAUUCAAGAUUGUUAUUGCCAGCCUAGUAUCGGUCCAAAGGGUCCAAAUGGUAUUCCAGGCCACAAGGGAGCCAAAGGAUCUGCAGGAGGUCCUGGUGAACCGGGCUCAAUGGGUGAUCCAGGAAAUAAAGGUGCUGCAGGUCCAGUGGGUAUACCAGGAGAUCAAGGUAUAAAAGGGGCAAUAGGUCCCCAAGGACAACCAGGAUUUCCGGGAGACCCUGGUAUUAAAGGUAUUGCAGGUCCUCCAGGACCAACAGGAUCCCAAGGACCAACUGGCGACCCUGGUGUGCCAGGCCUUCCUGGUAUUCCAGGAGAUCCUGGUCCAACAGGAGCAAUGGGACCUGAUGGAGAUCCUGGCGUAUUAUUACCUCCCGGAAAAUGA
Condylostylus longicornis is the source of this 624-nucleotide messenger RNA. RefSeq names its product collagen alpha-1(VIII) chain-like. The record is from RefSeq and is a predicted model, not a curated record. Lineage: Eukaryota; Metazoa; Arthropoda; Insecta; Diptera; Dolichopodidae. The transcript has 3 exons. Bases 1 to 624 code for a protein of 207 amino acids.